Messenger RNA from Pteronotus mesoamericanus, 2022 nucleotides. It is a transcript of the gene SCAI, whose product is annotated as suppressor of cancer cell invasion. Gene Ontology annotation, cellular component: nucleus. NCBI's taxonomy places the organism in Eukaryota, Metazoa, Chordata, Mammalia, Chiroptera, Mormoopidae. The coding region runs from base 129 to 1949 and encodes 606 amino acids. Gene Ontology annotation, biological process: DNA-templated transcription. The record is from RefSeq and is a predicted model, not a curated record. Gene Ontology annotation, molecular function: transcription corepressor activity. The transcript has 18 exons.
CGCGGCAAGCCUGGCGGAGGCGCGAGGCCCUCCUCCCGCCUCUCCGCCUACUCCAUCCUCCGCUGCCUCAGCUUCCCGAGCGAGCCUUGCGGCCGCCGGAGCAGCUCCCGCGGCGGAGCAGGAGCCGGAUGGUCAGAGGAGCCCGGCAGCCUCAGCAGCCGCGGAGUCGCCUGGCCCCCAGACUGACUGGCACAGUGGAGAAACCACCUCGAAAACGGAAAAGCAGGACUGAAUUCGCUCUUAAAGAAAUCAUGUCCUCUGGAGGUGCUGAAGAUGACAUCCCACAGGGAGAGAGGAAAACAGUCACAGAUUUUUGUUACCUUCUGGAUAAAUCUAAACAACUGUUCAAUGGGUUAAGAGAUUUGCCACAGUACGGGCAGAAGCAGUGGCAGUCCUAUUUUGGAAGAACUUUUGAUGUUUACACCAAACUCUGGAAGUUCCAGCAGCAGCAUCGACAAGUCUUGGAUAAUCGGUAUGGCUUGAAGCGGUGGCAAAUAGGGGAAAUUGCUUCUAAGAUUGGGCAGCUAUACUACCAUUAUUACUUACGCACAUCUGAGACCAGCUAUCUGAAUGAGGCUUUCUCCUUCUAUUCUGCAAUCAGACAGAGAUCAUAUUAUUCUCAAGUCAAUAAAGAGGACAGACCUGAGUUGGUAGUUAAGAAGCUACGAUACUAUGCAAGAUUUAUAGUAGUUUGUCUUCUUCUCAACAAAAUGGAUGUUGUGAAGGAUCUGGUGAAGGAAUUGUCCGAUGAAAUUGAGGAUUAUACUCACCGCUUUAAUACUGAAGAUCAAGUGGAAUGGAACCUCGUGCUUCAAGAAGUCGCAGCUUUCAUUGAGGCGGACCCUGUAAUGGUACUGAAUGAUGACAAUACCAUUGUUAUCACAUCGAACCGCCUUGCUGAAACAGGAGCCCCGUUGCUGGAACAGGGCAUGAUUGUGGGGCAGCUGUCUCUGGCUGACGCGCUCAUUAUUGGUAAUUGUAAUAACCAGGUUAAGUUCAGUGAAUUGACUGUUGACAUGUUCCGGAUGUUACAAGCCCUGGAAAGGGAGCCAAUGAACUUAGCUUCCCAGAUGAACAAGCCAGGAAUGCAGGAAUCAGCUGACAAGCCUACCAGGCGAGAAAACCCGCACAAGUACCUGCUCUACAAACCCACCUUCAGCCAACUGUACACAUUCUUAGCAGCAUCUUUUAAGGAGCUGCCUGCCAAUAGCGUGCUCCUGAUUUACCUGUCAGCCACUGGCGUUUUCCCCACAGGUCGUUCUGAUAGUGAAGGUCCCUAUGAUUUUGGAGGGGUACUUACUAAUAGUAACCGGGAUAUUAUAAAUGGAGAUGCCAUCCACAAACGAAACCAAUCCCACAAAGAAAUGCACUGCCUCCACCCCGGAGACCUCUACCCCUUCACGCGGAAGCCCCUGUUCAUCAUCGUGGAUUCCUCCAAUAGCGUUGCCUAUAAGAAUUUCACAAACUUAUUUGGACAGCCACUAGUCUGCUUGCUUUCUCCUACAGCAUACCCAAAAGCUUUACAAGAUCAAUCUCAACGAGGUAGCCUCUUCACUCUCUUUUUGAACAAUCCUCUAAUGGCCUUCCUAUUUGUCUCUGGAUUGUCAAGCAUGCGUAGAGGCCUGUGGGAAAAGUGUCAAGAAUAUCUUCGAAAAAUCAACCGCGAUAUUGCCCAGCUACUGACGCAUUCACGUUCAAUAGAUCAGGCAUUCCUGCAGUUUUUUGGAGAUGAAUUUCUCCGCUUGCUUCUCACAAGAUUUGUCUUUUGUUCAGCCACCAUGAGGAUGCACAAGAUUUUUCGGGAAACACGAAAUUAUCCUGAAUCAUAUCCACAACUGCCAAGGGAUGAAACAGUGGAGAACCCCCAUCUCCAGAAGCACAUUUUGGAAUUGGCAUCCAUUCUGGAUGUUCGAAACGUGUUCUUUGAAAAUACCAUAGAUGACUAUUAAAGCAAAAAUCCUCUUGUCAAAACAGUUUUUUCAUUUGCCACAGAUUUUAAAAGGUGCAGUUUUCUAAUGUGAU